Molecule: messenger RNA, 4524 nt
Organism: Acanthochromis polyacanthus (spiny chromis)
Lineage: Eukaryota; Metazoa; Chordata; Actinopteri; Pomacentridae
Gene: nfkb1
Product: nuclear factor of kappa light polypeptide gene enhancer in B-cells 1
Exons: 24
Coding region: 313-3138 (941 amino acids)
Biological process (GO): non-canonical NF-kappaB signal transduction; innate immune response; regulation of transcription by RNA polymerase II
Cellular component (GO): cytoplasm
Molecular function (GO): DNA-binding transcription factor activity, RNA polymerase II-specific; protein binding; RNA polymerase II cis-regulatory region sequence-specific DNA binding
Source: RefSeq, a predicted model, not a curated record
UCACAGGGAAUUUCCAGUGGGGAAGGAAACCAGCGAACUUUAUUAAACUGACACAAACUCGGUGUCACCUGCUGGAUCUGCCGCUAAUAAACUGCACUUUAUCCGCUCGGACCGCGUUUAUUUUCUCCUGAAAAGCUGCGCUGACGCGCUGCCGUCGCGUCAUGACGCACUCCAGUUAAAGCGCGGCUGUAAAUGGACCCGCUGGUUCCGCCGAGUGAUGAGCAGCCGUCAGCCCAAGUGAAGCGGACCGACCCUCACUCUACGUUCAUGCCGAGAAUCCCACUGCACACCUGAGCGACUUAACCAGACAUCAUGGCUGCAGACGACCCCUACCUUCACACCUCCAACCAGAUCUUCGACAUCAUCGAUCCGUCGUGGGAUUUUCCUCAUUUUCCUGUGAUGUCCUCGUCGUCUCUGCGUACAGUAGACGGACCGUUCCUGCAGAUCCUGGAGCAGCCCAAACAGCGUGGAUUCAGGUUCAGGUACGGCUGUGAAGGUCCGUCUCAUGGAGGUCUGCCAGGAGCCUCCAGCGAGAAGAACAGGAAGACCUACCCCACCGUCAAGAUCUGUAACUACCAGGGUCAGGCCCGGGUGGUGGUCCAGCUGGUCACGGCGCUGACCCCCCUCCCUCAGCUUCACGCUCACAGCCUGGUGGGAAAACAGUGUGAUAAAGGAAUCUGCAUCGCCGACCUGCAGUCCAAAGACUCCAGCAUCAGCUUCCCCAACCUGGGGAUUCUCCACGUGACCAAGAAAAACGUGGCGAAGACCCUGGAGGAGCGGAUGGUGGAGGCCUUCAGGAUGGGACACAACUGUGGAGUCUCCAUCCACCCCGAGAUCGACGCCCUGCAGGGGGAAGUACGAGUCCCCAGAGAGCUGAGCGACCAGCAGCGAUGCGUGAUCUGCAGCGCGGCGUCUCUUCAGGCCAAAGAAAUGGACCUCAGCGUGGUCCGGCUCAUGUUCACGGCGUUCCUGCCCGACAGCGACGGAGGUUUCUCCAGGAGACUGGAGCCGGUCGUGUCGGAGCCGAUCUACGACAGCAAAGCUCCGAACGCCUCCAACCUGAAGAUCGUGAGGAUGGAUCGGACCGCCGGCUGUGUGACGGGAGGAGAGGAGGUUUACCUGCUCUGUGACAAAGUCCAGAAAGACGACAUCCAGGUUCGGUUCUACGAGGAGGACGACUCGGGUCUGACCUGGGAGGCUCUGGGAGACUUUUCCCCCACAGAUGUCCACAGACAGUUCGCCAUCGUCUUUAAGACGCCGAAGUAUCGAGAUCAGAACCUGCAGAAACCGACGUCUGUGUUCGUCCAGCUGAAGAGGAAGUCUGACAACGAGACCAGCGAACCCAAACCCUUCACCUACCACCCUCAGAUCAUAGAUAAGGAGGAGGUCCAGAGGAAGAGACAGAAGACGUUGCCCAACUUCCAAGACUUCAGCGGUCAUGGAGGAGGAGGAGGAGGUUUAUACCGAGGAGGAGGAGGAGGUCCGGCUGCAGGGGGAGGACCAGGAUCUACUGGAGGAGGAGGAUACUACCAGGGCUUCCCUCCCUACAGCUAUGGAACAGGAGGAGCAGGAGGAGGAGGCUUCUCCACAGGAUACUCAGCUGGUCUGGGAGGAGGAGGAGGAGGAGGAGGAGGCAUCAAACACGCUUCUCAGGGCGACGCAGUAGACGACAGCGGUGAUGACAGCGAUCCAGACGAUGACUCGGCGUCAGGCGUCAUCCUGCGAGGUUCAGCCCCUAAGGGAGGCCUGGAGGUGGGGCAGAGGAUGGAGGACGGAGGGGCUGGUGUGGAGCCGGAACAAGCCGGAACAGAACCAGUGUGUGAUGCUGAGGAGUGUCUGCAGCAGGUGAGCAGCCGACAGCUUCAGGCUCUGUUCCAGUACUCGGUUACAGGUGACUCGGCCUACCUGCUGGCUCCACAGCGCCCCCUGAUGGCGGCGCAGGACGAGGACGGAGACACAGGGCUUCACCUGGCUGUCCUCCACAACCAGCAGGAGGCGCUGAAGAGUCUCACUCAGGUGGUCUGUGCUCUGCCUGGAGAGGAAGUUCUCAACAUGAGGAACCACCUGUACCAGACUCCUUUGCACCUGGCCGUCAUCACUCAGCAGAGGGAGGCGGUCGAAGCGCUCCUAUUGGCUGGAGCCGACCCGACGCUGGCCGAUCGUCACGGCAACACGGCGCUUCACCUGGCGGCUCAGAGGAACGGAGGACGAGACACGAUCCGGGUUCUACUGAGACACCGAGACAAGAGAGAGCUGCUGCAGCUCAGCAACACGGCAGGUCUGUGUGCGAUCCACCUGGCCGUCCUGGCCAAUCAGCUGUCAGGUCUCAGGGAGCUGCUGGAGGGCGGGGCCGACGUGGAGGUUCAGGAACGCAGCAGCGGUCGGACGGCGCUUCACCUAGCAACAGAGGCAGACAACGUGUCACUGGCUGGAUGUCUGCUGCUGGAGGGAAACGCCCAGGUGGACAGCUGCACCUUUAAUGGCUCCACCCCCCUCCACAUCGCUGCAGGUAGAGGCUCCAUGAAGCUGACGGCGCUGCUGAUGGCUGCAGGUGCAGAUCCUCAGAAAGAGAACUUUGAGCCGCUGUUCUUCAGGGAGGAAGAGGAGGAUGAUGAAGAAGAUGAAGGCUACAUCCCAGGACUGACCCCAGUCAACAUGGCCGCCACCAGUCAGGUUCUGGAUCUUCUGAACGGCAAAGAGUACGAAGCUAAAGGUCCUCACAGAGCCUUCAUCCCUCCUCAAGGCGACCUGGCGAGUCUGGGUGUGGAGGUGAAGCAGGAAGUGUGUGGCGCUCUGGAGAGUGAAGGAUUGUGGGAGAAUCUGGCUCACAGUCUGGGUCUGGGGAUCCUGAACACGGCUUUUAGACUCAGUCCUUCACCUGCUAAGACCCUGCUGGACAGCUAUGAGGUCUCAGGAGGGACCAUCAGGGACCUGCUGGCUGGUCUAAGGUCAGUGGGGGAGAGCAGAGCGCUGGGCGUCCUGGAGGGGGCGUUGCGUCGCGACCAGGGAACGCCGCCGCCGACCGACGAGACGACAGGUGACGAACAAACUCCGGUCGCUCAGGUCCAGGAUCUGAAGGGGGACGUUCGGAUCGACAGUGGCGUCUGCGACAGUGGGGUGGAGCUUAGCACGGCGUAGACGUCUGAUUGGUCCGUCUGGUUCAUCCAUCCGAGUCUUCAGAGGACGCUGACGGUUCCUCAUCAAACCUUUUAACCAGUUUUAAGUGAAACCUGUUUGUUUAAAAACGACGAGUCAAUUUGAGCUGAAGACUCUCCGACAGACCGGGUUCCAUCUCACUUCCUGUUGGUGUCUUCCAUGAACCACAACUCUGAACUCCCAGUGGUGGAUCUGAGGAUCUUCUGAGGAUCUUCUGUCCUGAUAAGGCAGACGUCUGCAGGGAAAAGGUGCUACCAAACUGAAAUGAUUGUAAAGAGUCGGUCCAGAUCAGGACUCGCAUGUUCUCGUCCACAGAGAGUUUAGCUCCUCAGUCUGAGAAGUACAUAAAGUUUAGUCGUCUCAAACCAUCAGGAAGCAGAUAGACAUGAAUUCCUUUUUCAGAUUUGACUCAAAAGCAGCAGAUUGAGAAACCAAAAGGAUCAAUCAGAGCCUCUUUAUCUCCAGUAACUUCAUUAAUGAUCAGAGUUCUACCUUCAGACUGUAGAUAUUUCUAGAGGUGGGUCCAGAUUUAUCACCGUUUUCUAGUAAAUUCAUAUCAGUAUCCUCUCAUGGACUCAUUGUUGGUUCAGAUUCUCCUCAGUCGUCAUUUAAAUGAUGCUGCAGGAACGAACACAUUUUAAUACCUUCAGGAAACAGAAGCUCACGUAUGAUGGAUUAGAAGUUAUUUUACUACAGAGUGAAUCCUGUCCAUAGAUGAUUCUGGUUUCUUCUUUUAUCCUCUAUAAUUGUUCUGAUCAACCACCUACCAACAUGCUGAUUUGAGCCUUGAAAGUUUACUCAGAAUGCUCUUUUUCCUUUAAACUUGUCCAGAAUGACUCAAAUUUUGUGCAAGAUGACUCAAAAGAAAUCCAAAAUAUCCCCAAAACUUACUCAAAAUAAUCAAAAAACGUCUCUUACAUGAGCCAAAAUUGUCAAAAAUGAUCCUUUCAUCGUCAUCGGCUGUUCUUUUAAACAUCUUUUCGUGGACGAACAUGUUGUAGUUUGUAUCGACGACCUGAAGACGUCCCAACGUCUCGUGCGAUUUUUAAAGAUUAAAUAUUUAGUGUUUUUAUAAUUUUACCUUCUGCUCGUCUGUCACCGGCUACAUCAAGCUGUUCUCCAAUCGUCUCUAGUCUGACCUGACCUGUUUCAGCACAAAGUCUGGAAGCAGAGGGGAAACCGUCAGCUGACAACGCAAAGCAUCAUGGGAAACGUAGUCCAGAGCUGCUGCUCCUUUUCAGCAUGAAACCAAAGCUUGAUUCUGUUUCACAUCGUAUUUAUGUCUUCGCUCUGCACUGUACAGUUCAACAGGAGCUUCUGGUUGGUCGAUUGUUUUUUAAAAAUAAAAUGUUUGUUUUUUAUAUUAAA